Trichomycterus rosablanca is the source of this 2966-nucleotide messenger RNA. It is a transcript of the gene ei24, whose product is annotated as EI24 autophagy associated transmembrane protein. Lineage: Eukaryota; Metazoa; Chordata; Actinopteri; Siluriformes; Trichomycteridae. The coding region runs from base 173 to 1195 and encodes 340 amino acids. The transcript has 11 exons. Gene Ontology annotation, cellular component: endoplasmic reticulum. Gene Ontology annotation, biological process: macroautophagy. The record is from RefSeq and is a predicted model, not a curated record.
CUUUACUGGCCUGAUGUGUUUGUUCAAAGCAGAGCUUAAAAACAAAGGUUUUAAGAAGAAAGAAGAUUUGAAGAAAUUGAGUAUAUGAGUUUACGGGAAUUUUCCUCUCCUAUCAUGAGAUAUUGUAGUCAUCCUUUCUUCUGCAGUUGAUGAUUCUCCAGCUGGCUUGGAGAUGACGGACAGUGUGAGGGCGUUCCUCCGCAAUGUGGCAACGGGGAUAAAAGAUUCUAUUCUGGGUAUUGGAACAAUCACCAAGCUAGAUGCUCGCAUACAACAAAAAAGGGAAGAGCAGAGGAGACGAAGAGCCAGUGGUCCACUGGCACAAAGACGGGCUCAGAGUCAAGACCGCAAACAGGAAAAUGAGCCCAAACUGGCGAGUAGGAUUUUUCAGUGUUGUGCCUGGAACGGAGGUGUAUUUUGGCUGAGUCUGUUUCUUUUCUACCGAGUAUUUAUACCACUGCUUCAGACUCUCACAGCAAAAAUUAUAGGUGACCCCUCUCUGCAUGGAAAUGUCUGGGCAUGGUUGGAGUUCAUCUUGACGUCAGUGUUUAGUGCGCUCUGGGUUUUGCCUCUGUUUGUACUUAGCAAGAUUGUCAAUGCCAUCUGGUUCCAGGACAUUGCUGAUAUGGCUUUUGAAGUGUCUGGACGCAAAGCUCAGCCAUUUCCAAGUGUAAGCAAGAUUAUAGCUGACAUGCUGUUCAACCUCCUCCUGCAGGCUCUCUUCCUAAUUCAGGGAAUGAUCGUCAGUCUGUUCCCCAUCGAUGCAAUCGGUCAGAUGGUCAGCCUCCUGCACAUGUCUCUGCUCUAUUCACUCUAUUGCUUUGAAUACCGCUGGUUCAACCAUGGAAUUGAAAUGCACCAGAGGCUGUCGAACAUUGAGAGGAACUGGCCAUAUUACUUUGGUUUCGGUUUGCCCAUGGCCCUUCUGACUGCUCUGCCAUCUUCGUAUAUCAUCAGUGGCUGUCUCUUCUCCAUCCUGUUUCCACUCUUCAUCAUUAGCGCCAAUGAGGCCAAGACCCCUGUGAAGCUUUACCACUUUCAGCUACGUCUCUUCUCUUUGGUGGUUCUGAUCAGCAACAAGCUGUUCCACAAGACGGUGCACUUACAAAGUUCCCUCACUUCGUCCGCCUCCAGUGAAAAGCUCCAGUCUCCUCACACCUCCCCAAACCGUCACAAAUCACCACCCACCCAGUGACCUCCAUCUCCAUCCUAGAGCCAGUUUCAGUUGGUUUGAAUCUUUCUCAGUCAUUGAAAUGUACUUACUGAGGAUAAAUGAGGAUUUGCUGUAAAUGUGAAUGGGUAAAGUUAGGAGUGGAUUUGGGAUCUGUGCCUGUCACAUACAUUGGACCUUGAAGGAUGUGAGUUUUGCUUAAUUUGUCAUUUUGUUGGACAGAUUUUGUACCCAUUAUGUGCCAUUUUGGGUGAUUUUAGAGAGACUACAGCACACGUAAUUUAUGUGCGCUUUUAUUUUCUUUUAACCACGUUGCCCUUUUCACUGCCCUGUUUCGGCUGUUUUUAACUGUUUAUGGCCUUGUGAUUUUAGUUUAACUACAAUGACUGUGGCAGAGUUGUGUAAUUAACUUGCGCAUUGUAUCAAUUAAAAAGUUUCUAAUCCACAAGUAGUGCAACGUUAUACAUACAGACUUGCAAGCAUCUUUCAGUCAAUAGAUUUGGUUCUUUCUGGGAUGUUUUCAUGUGCGCUGGUAUAAAUUUCCAUCUUAUGGGUAAUAGUGCACCCAAGAAUAAGGUGUGUAUUUACGUAUUAUCUUGAUUGAGAGUCCAUUGCCGCUUAUAUCACCACCGAUCUGAUCAAGGAGAGCCAAACUAUUUCUUUAUUAAUAUAUCUGUUUAUGUAUAAACUAAAGGAAGCUGCUAUUUUGGUAUCUUUGGAUGUUGGCUGAUGAUGGCAUGUUUAACAACUAAGGAAAAAGAGCACAGACUGGCAUUAGCUGGUUUCUGGUUUAAAUGGUUUGUGCUGGCUAGAGCUGGUCUUAUGCUGGGAAAAUCAAUUAACUCUUAAAAACCUGUUUUAGUGUGAGUGUUGGAGCAGAAUAAAUAGGUAUAGUUGUGUGCCUGUAAUCCAAAACAGCAAAAUAUAUACAAAACAACAAAACAUUUACACCUACACAUUUAUACCCUACUAAAAUAAUCCACAGACCAGCAGGUCUUUGGUGUUUUGGACUCAUUUAUGUGGGUUUUUCUGCUGAUCACAAAACCAACAAUGAGCAGCAUAAGAUCAGUGUAGACCAGCUGAGCUCGUCUGUGCUGUUUCCUCUGCAGGAAAGGCAGAUCAAAUAAUGGUUUAGAGAUAAACUAAUGAUUUUGGAGGUUGACACUGACAAAUAAAGUUACUAAACACUUACUGGCCACCUAACCAACACCUGUACACCUGCUCAAUAAUGUAAUUGUUUAGUCAGCUGGUCAUGUAGCAACAGCACAAUGCAUAACAGAAUACAUUAUAUGACUUGAGUGACUUCUACUGUGGCAUGGAUGUGUGUGCCCCACAGGCUGGUUUAAGUAUUUCAAACUUCUGAUUUUCUGGGAUUUACAGAAAUAACAAUUUUAGUUUGCAAAAAACAUCCAGUAAGUGGCAAAUCUGAAGACAGAAAUUCCCUGUUUCUGACAUGCUCAACCUUUAAUGGCAUUUCUGUAUGAUCUUAUGCAUUGUGCUGCUGCACAUGACUGGCUGGUUGAAUUAGAAUUACAUAGAAGUAAGCAGUCAUAUGACCUGAGCAUUAGCCUAGUGCUUGCAGUUUCUUUUGCAUCCCUAGCUUUAUUGCUUAUGGAUCUCGGAAGGUUACUUCUAACCUGAGGUACCUAAUCAGUGUAACCACUCAGUGAUGGAGUUGUAUGGGGUACUUUUUUUUAGUGUGUUAAUGUACGAAAUGUGUAUUGUUACAAAUGCAAGUUAGUAUUUGUGAGUGACAUUUUGUACAAAGUAUUACAAUAAAUUUUGUCUGUAUGCA